AUGCGUCGCGUCGUCGCCCUCGCGCCCGACGAUGGGGCGAGCGCGGAGCGAAAGAGGGGAAGCGGGACGAAAUUUCUUCGAGUUUGGGAUUUCGCCACCGCGCGCGCGGCCGAGUUAUUGGCGACGACGAGCGCGAUCGAGGAGCGAACGGGGAAGAAACUCGGGGUACAGUCGUUGCCGCGACAUUUGAGGCGACGCGCGAGGAGCUUUGCGCCCAGGGUGACGCGAAGACGGCCGAAUUUGAAGCGGACGCGGGAGGGACGCGCGGGAGACGCGUUCAGGCGAGCGAGGGAGGCGACGCGGCGGCGAGGGGCGCUGAACGCCAGACGAAGGUUGAAUGAUGAUGGAAAUGAGGUGAAGACGCUGCGAACGCACGUGUGGCACGCGAAGAGGUUCGCAAUGCGCAAGCCGCUCGGUUGGGGAUGGAUCGUGCCGAGCGCGCGCCCGGGGCGUGGGCGCGGAUGGCGCUUCAUCAUGCGUUCGAUAUCGCAGAGCGCGAUAGCGCACGAUUCGUCGUACAAUACGUGCUUCGUGAUGAAGGGUGAAGCCAAAGCCGUGCGCGCUGCGUUGGUCAAAGUGGUGUUGGAGACCAAAGCGCUUCGUACAGAGGCGUUUAAGUCUGGACAGCGCGCUAGCGUGAUACACGUUUUGUCUUCAGCGAAACGACGGCGAAUUAUAGCCCCUGCUUUGGUGUAUCACGCGCGAGCUCCGAACAGCGAGGAUGGUUCAGAGGUGCAUAUUUGGGUCCAUCCUCGAGUGAGCGAAGCGGUGCACAAGGCGUUCAGCCGCAUCAAGGUUGACGAAAACGUACAGUACGACUUCAAAGCAUCCGAUGCGUUCGCUCGCGUUGAUAUCAUAGGCGCGAAGGCUUUCGAGGUGAUUCAGAGAUUGGUGCCGUCUAUUGACUUGUACGCCGAGCAGCACACACAGCGUGGUAUUCGUCGAUUCGUCUCCAUGGACCCGCGUGCGGCCGCUUGCGAAGUCAAAGUGGAUGGAAGUGCGCUUGAAAAUCCAAGCGAAACCGCACCGACUCAAGCCGAGUACGACGCCAGUCGAAUUGCAUCGAGACGAGCUGCGUUGGAGCGCCCUUGGGAGGAAACGUCCGCCAUCGGGGUGAAGGCGUACUCAGCCAUGCUCAUCAACCGAGGGCCCGUCGCCAUGGAUGGGUAUACAUUGAUAGUAUCCGCGUCGUGGAGUUUACCAUUGUGGUUAGGGGUGUGCCAAACUGGCGCGAAACCCGCUGGAAUCGCUGAGUGGUUGUGGUGCGCUCGACGGUUCGGUCGAGCAGCUUUCCCUGAUGACUACCUGGACACCAAGGCUGGUUCUGAUGCGCGCGCGGAGUUAUUCGACUCAGUGUCGAAAAUCAAGUCUAAAAUGCCGUUGGGUAAAGUUUCAUCGUGUCUUCGCGCUCUCGAAGUGCGCAUGAAGGACGUCAAAGUUCGCAGAGUUUUGCGAGUGGCCGAUGAAAAGCUUGAUCUCGGCACACUUCCUUCAGAGACAAUGGUUCGCGUGAACUUGAGAUGUCCUUGGGCUGGCCAGCCAACGCUCGGUUCAGAAUUAUACAUUCCGAACGACGUACAGCGUGACGCGUGGUGCUCGAAGAAGUCGGAAACGAAGUCGCGACGGCGCAACGACACAACCGUUGGGAAAGUGAGUGGCAAACCGAUUGGCUACAUCACGUCGGUGUCCGCUCCCGCUGCUUCGGUGGGCCUUGCAUCGGCGCUCAUCGACGCUAACGCGCUAAAAUCACUCACUGAGAACUUUUCUCGGAGUAAGGGUAAAGUGUUCAUCAUGAUUAGUCCUCCGGGAAAACCCGCAAUUCCGGCGGAGGCAGUUGUCAUAAUUUCCACCGAGGAAUUCGACGAGCCUUGGUGGUGA
Molecule: messenger RNA, 1878 nt
Organism: Ostreococcus tauri
Lineage: Eukaryota; Viridiplantae; Chlorophyta; Mamiellophyceae; Mamiellales; Bathycoccaceae
Product: POPLD
Exons: 2
Coding region: 1-1878 (625 amino acids)
Biological process (GO): tRNA 5'-leader removal
Cellular component (GO): ribonuclease MRP complex; nucleolar ribonuclease P complex
Source: RefSeq, a predicted model, not a curated record